This is a messenger RNA of Acanthopagrus latus (yellowfin seabream), 5131 nucleotides long. RefSeq names its product carbonic anhydrase-related protein 10-like. The record is from RefSeq and is a predicted model, not a curated record. Gene Ontology annotation, molecular function: zinc ion binding; carbonate dehydratase activity. NCBI's taxonomy places the organism in Eukaryota, Metazoa, Chordata, Actinopteri, Spariformes, Sparidae. The coding region runs from base 430 to 1416 and encodes 328 amino acids. The transcript has 9 exons.
CGGUCUGUGCGCCCUCGAUGCGCUUUGCGUCGUCAGAAGUUGCCUGAUCCACUGCAGACAAGCGAGCGGUGCACGACCAACAUCCACCCGCUCCCGUGAAUAGAGAGUAGGAGGACAUCCUUCACAAGCGGAUUUUACAGCCGAAAUGUCUUUGGGGUGGAGAUAAAUGCAUGAGACGCGCGCUAAAAGCCUGAAAUGUUGCCUGAAUAGCGAACGGGAAGCGACGGUGGACGACGCAGAUGUGAGGACGAAUCUCCUUGCGUGCCUUCAAAACCAUAUCUGCGCUCCACGUUGGAUAGACGGGGGGCGAGAGGAACCGAAGAAGAGGGCGAGAAAUGUUCAAAGUUCGGGCCGUGUCGUCUACAAGUGCAAGCUCGCAGAGCGCCGUCCCGUUACACCUGCAGAACAUGAGCAUGAAUUGAUCGAAGAAUGCAUGUCGUUUGGGAUUUAUGUGUGAUUUUGCAAACAUGUUUCAUCUCCUCCUCAUCAGCUCAGCCUAUUAUGUCCAAGCUUGAUGAGAGUUGGUGGGCGUAUAAGGACGUUGUCCAGGGAAGCUUUGUUCCAGUCCCAUCCUUCUGGGGUCUGGUGCACUCGGCCUGGAACCUGUGUGCCAUAGGUAAGAGGCAGUCACCCAUCGAUAUCGAGACCAGUCACAUGAUCUUUGACCCCUACCUGACCCCUCUGAGGCUCAACACAGGAGGGCGAAAGAUGGGAGGCACCAUGUACAACACAGGAAAGCACGUGUCCCUGCGGCCGGACAAAGCCCACCUAGUAAACAUCUCCGGUGGCCCGCUGGGUUACAGCUAUAGGCUGGAGGAGGUCCGCCUCCACUUUGGGAGUGAGGACUCUCAGGGUUCAGAGCACCUCCUGAAUGGACAAGGCUUUCCUGGAGAGGUCCAGCUGAUCCAUUAUAACCAGGAUCUAUAUGCCAACUACACUGAGGCAGCUAAGAGCCCUCAUGGCAUCGCAGUGGUCUCCAUCUUCAUAAAGCUCUCUGAAAACUCCAACUCCUUCCUCAACCGCAUGCUCAAUAGAGACACCAUCACCAGAAUCAACUACAGACAUGAUGCGUUCUUAUUGAUGGGCCUGAACAUAGCCGACCUUUAUCCUGACACCACACGUUACAUCACCUACGAGGGCUCCAUUACCAUCCCUCCGUGCUACGAGACAUCCACUUGGAUACUCAUCAACAAGCCUGUGUACGUGACACAGAUGCAGAUGCACUCCCUGCGCCUCCUCAGCCAGAAUGAGCCCUACAAGAUCUUCCUGAGCAUGAGUGACAACACCCGGCCCACCCAGCGGCUGUUGCAGCGCUGCAUCCGCACCAACAUCAACUUCAGCAAGCAGGGCCGCGACUGCCCCAACAACCGCGCCCUUCGCCCACAGUACAGAGUGAAUCAGUGGCUCCUGAAGUAGAAGUUGAAAGAUGUCAAGCUAUGGCACCACAGGAGGAGAUGCAGGAUUCAUUCAAGAUUCUUUCACACUGCCAAACCACACUUAGCUGAGCAGACCAGAGAGCAGCUGAGCCUGCUUAUUGGACAGACUGGAAUGGACAGUUAAACUGUACUUAUCUCAACAAAGAGCAAUUGACUGAACUGCAAACAAUCUUCUGUGCUGGCCUUCUACAUGUCUACACAACUUUUGUGGGCCGGUUCACUGAGGGUACAGACCAGAUGUGGGUAUGAAGAGUGACAUAGACCAUAAGGACACUAUUGUCUCCACUGUACUGUGCUUUUUUUUGUUGUAGUGUGAACUCACUAAGACUGGAGAUAUAAAGACUAUCAUUUUCUAUGGCUGGAUUUCAGAGGGAUGGAUCUUAGCUAAAGACUACAGUACUCUCUCUUCGGCUGUGAUCAUCACUUUCACAUUUAAAGCCUGCCAACAGAUUGCAGCUGUGAAAAUAAUCAUCCACUGACUGAAGGAAUUAUUAUUACAUUUCCAUUGAUGGUCUUAACCCCCAGUGUCAAGAAACACUAAGCUGUGUUAUGAUGAAAAGUAUAUUUUAAAAAAAUCUGCUGGUUCUUAUAUCAAACAGUAACUAAAGAAGGUAAUUUUCAAGAGAACGUGAAAAUGUGUGAAUUACAGGUGACAUAACCAAAGGGGGAAAAAUGGGGAGAGACUGUAAGCGUGACAUUUUACAGACCUGAACAGAUGGAGUCACUGGAGAUUGGAAAGGAAUAGGUCACUCAUUCUGCAUGAUUUUAUAAUAGUUCAUGUCUUCACGGAAUUUAAUUAAAAAGCGGUGACAGAACUGAGCUGCCUUCAGGUGCUUUGCACAUGGAGACUACAACUGAUAAAAAGUGUACCAGAGAUGCUGUUUAAAUGAAAGGCCUAACUCUACAGAGCCAAUCAUGACUGAUUCAACUUCACGCUAGAUGUCAAAUGUCCAGUCAUAGAAACCAUAACUAGGCACAGUCGGCCUGUCACACUUUGAAUCUAUCCAUACAUGGAGCUGCAGUCAGAGACAGUCUCAGAGUUUGGAGGGUGGUUUCUUUUUGUAUCAUCUGUUUUAGGGCCUUUAUAUGGCUUUGAGGGAUGACAGCAAAUGUGAUGAGAGAGAGGGGGAAGACAAGCAGCAGAGGCCCACAGCUCAAAUCCUGGGUCACUGCAGCAAGGACACAGCCUCUGUGCAUGUGGCGCACACUCUAUCAACUGAGCAUAUUGGCACAGGAGAUGUCUUUUGAACACCUUGACAAAAAUAGAAGGGCACAUUAAAAAAGUUGAAGGAAUGUCUGCUGCAAUUCUAAGCAUGGCUGGCUAUCUUGCAUAAAGGGGCAGUUCACCCUCAAAACAAAAUGACACUAAGUCCCCCUCUUACCAGUAUUACUAUAUAUCCAUGUACAUCUUUUUUGGUAUGAGUUGCUUAGUUUUGGAAAAAUCAGCUGUAAAGAUAUUUGCCUUUUAUUAGGUAUAAUAGAACAAGCUGGCACUCAGCUUGUGGUGCUCAAAGCAUCAAAAAAAUACAUUUGAAAACCAAAAAUAAUGACCCAGUUACUCAACAUAAUCCACAGACCUUGUUGUGAGAUGUUUCAUGAAGGAACUGUUUUUCUCCCUCCAGACUACAUCUGCAAACCAUGUCACCAUGCAGAAAGAAAGGUACAUCUACUCAUGAAUGACAGUGCAGGAUGUGAACACUAAUGGCAUCCUCCUUGGCUGCAUAGUCACAUUAGCUAGCUUAGUUAGCAGUUUAUUUUUUUUUACUUCAGAGUGAAGUGUCCCUUUAACAUUCUUCCAAAAGGAAGGGGCAUGUCAUAAGCCUACAUUAUUUAGUGCCAUUACAGACAAUGUAACCUGUUCAUGUUCUGUUCUCUGUGUGCACUGUGAGAAGCUAGCACCAAUUGCAGCAUUAAGUGAUAGGGCUUAGCAAAAGGUCAAUUGGACAUGAAACGAUGAGUCAGGUAAGGUGAAACUUAUGUUCAUGUCAUUUGGCAAAGUAUUAAAAGUUUAAUCAAAGGUCUCAUUUCAAAUUAGGAUUUCAGCCACUUGAACUGAUGUUGAUGAUUCAAACUACUUAUGUUGACAGAAAAUCACAUCAUUGUUCAUGUCUUCAUAAAGUCAGGAAUCACCUCUAAAUCAGCCACAUAUUUAAAUAUUUUUAUGUAGACAAAUCAAAAUCUACAGAGCUUGUGGAAAUGUGCAGAAUAAAAUUAUAUCUUUUCCUUAAAAGCAUGAUUAUGAUUAUGAUCCCAUUUGUGGGGUCCAAAAUGAUUGUCUGAGUAAGAAUUCUGAUGGUUGAUUCAAGCUUUUAACAAGGUUUGUCAGCCAGUAGAAUAACACCAUUUGUAUGUUUCAUCAACAUCAGCUGUCUUGGUAAUUGCCAGAUUGUGGGAAAAAAGGGAAAAAUGGCUGAUUUCUUCACUAUGCAAAGUACUGUACCCAUGUCCUGUACUGCCCUAAAGUGAGCAUGAUAGCAUUAGAUAUGGUAACAUUAGCUAGCAUUAACAAUGUUAACAAGUGCAACAAACUGGCAACCACACGGGUAGAUUUAGUGGCUGAAUGUUAACAGCUACAACUUUAAUUUAUAUCAGUGUCUCUGAAACUUUCAGCAUUCCCCGUAUUACUCACCAACAUGCUGCAUGUAUCCCUGAGGUCUCAGAAACGCACUGGACGCAGAUUUUUACAUAGUUUUUAAACCUGAAAUAUUUACAACUGCGUUUGUCUGCAUUGGUGCAUCAACACCAUCUGUAGAUCAGUGGAAUACAUUGAAAUCAUUGUUGUGAAUGUUUUUCAAGUCAUCCAUUCACUUGUGAGUAUUUGUGCACAUGACAAACAAAAUCAAGGCCCACUCAUAUAGAAACUGCUCUUUAUUGUUAUUGGUGGUCACGGACUCCACAGGGUACCUUCAACUAGCAGAUCGCAGGUAGCAACAGUUUUUCGUAGAUGACCUCCAGUCCACAGUUGGCAUGUGGAACUUCUGUGUUUAACAGGAAGCUGGUUGUUCAGUUUAGCAGAUUUUUAACUAACACUGAACACUGUUAUCACCGUUAGCAGAGCGAAGAGAGCCACUGACACAAGGCCCUGGAGAACAUUCAUAACAAAAAUUGACCUAAGUCCUUUACAGAGAAAUCCAGAAUCCAGCAGCAUUAAAGUACUUCAACACAAUGUUCACAAGCUUGUAUAGGCAUCUGAAAAGAUGGGGAAGGUUGCAUCUUACAAAUUACAACCUGCUCACAUACAGCCAAUAAAAGUGAUUAAUGCAUGUAUAUUGCUAUAAGCUGUUACAUGGAACCCCUUAAAUGUUGUAAAAUGGGUGACCUACAGUGAGCAUAUUAUGGAUGUAAAUCAUUGACUAACACUAACACAACACUGGUCAUUAGCUUGAUGACUGAUUUUCAGUUUGAUGCGAUAUUUUGUGUCAUGAAAGGAACAAAGCUGGGUCUUUGUCCAUGUUUUUUGUUUGUUCAUUAAAAUGCUACUGUAAUAGAUGGUACUGUCAUUUUGGUGGAGAUCAGUUGGAUCACACGUAGCACAGCAGAGAAAUGCACAAACUAAACUGAUCACUCUGAAUGACCAUCAUGUGUUUUGGGGUUGCCUGAAUAAAACUUAUGCUACACUUUGAGUGGUACUGUAAAUAUGAAUGUGGUUUUGGUUGGAUUAACGUGGACAUUCAUACCUUUUUUGAUGAAAAUAA